Bombyx mori (domestic silkworm) is the source of this 3380-nucleotide messenger RNA. RefSeq lists its product as uncharacterized. The coding region runs from base 574 to 1959 and encodes 461 amino acids. Gene Ontology annotation, biological process: transmembrane transport. NCBI's taxonomy places the organism in Eukaryota, Metazoa, Arthropoda, Insecta, Lepidoptera, Bombycidae. The transcript has 3 exons. Gene Ontology annotation, molecular function: transmembrane transporter activity. Gene Ontology annotation, cellular component: membrane. The record is from RefSeq and is a predicted model, not a curated record.
CUCGAGACAGUCAUUAACAAAAUGAGCACCGUACCGAAAACACGCGUUGUAUUAUUAACAUAAUUUCAAACGUUUUCAAUUUGAAAGAUUUUUAAAAGUACCUUCGGUUGCAACUUAUUCGCUCGGUGCGAUCUUACGAACUUAUAGUCCAAAAGUGAAUUUGAUUUUAUUGGUCCGCGUUUUGAGUCUAAAUUUUAUCUUACAAUCAAAGCGGUUCUCAAUAUUCAACAAGUGUCGGGUGCAAAUACACAAAGGGCUUAUUAUACAAGUGUAGUGCUUUUUAAACAACUUUAUUUGCCUGUCUGUAUUUGACUAGUGGAUCGGCGUGUACGCGUGUUUUCUUAUCUCGUAUUUUUAGCGUUUUAUUUUAUUUUAUUGUAGAAAAUUUCGUUUAGUUAUUAAAGCAUUUCGGUGCCACCAUUCACGUCAAUUAUACAAGUUAUUUUUCGCACCAUUUGAUCAACAGUGAAAUAGAAGAAGUAUAGUCUUGUACUGGACACCUUAUGGUAUUGUUAAUAGGAAAUUAAGAAGUAUAUAUAAAUAGUUUUAUCGUGAAGUUGAGUAAUUUAAAACAUGCUUGUUUUAAGCCAGUUUCAUAAAUCAGCAUUCGGACAAUUCCGCGUGGUGCUUUCCGUGUUACUACACUCUUUAAUAUUCGGAAUAUGGCAAAGAUUAAUCUGGUGGCUGGACAAGAGAAACGAGCAAAUACUGAAACCCAUAUGGAUCACGGAUGCCUACGAACAAAACACGAACUUCGCUGCGAUAUUAGGAUACUGUUUGGGAACGAUGCUAAUGAAAUCCGGAAGAAAACUUGGAUUCGCUAUCUUAGCAGUUUCCCAGGGGAUUAUUAUGAUAAUUAUUUUAUACACAUCGACCAAAGAGGUCAGCGUUUACAUCAAACAUUACUUCGCUUUCAAUGAAGCGGCUAUGGUUGUACUCACCGCUUGCUUAUUAGGAGAAUACAUUCAUCCCAAUUGCAGAGCGGGGUGUAUUUUCCUACAAAUAUCGGCGCUGCGUUUUGGUAACGCCCUAUCUGUAAUUUUACAUAAAUUCUUUUAUUUCGACACGAUUGCGUCGCUCUGUCUAUUCGUGCAAUGUAUUUCGUGUCUAUGCAUAGGUUUUACGCAAGACCUGAAACCUAUCGGUGACAUGUGCGACAGUGAAGAUUACAAGUUGGUCAAUUAUGAAAACGGUUCGAAUAAAUCGCUUCGAUCGUAUUCGAGAACUUCGACAAUUUACAAUUACUUAAUCAAGCCGAUAAUCAUAAUUACUUUUAGUUUUAUAUUGUCAGAAGGAAGUGGACGCAGCACAUCGUCCUAUAUGAAUUUUUUUGAAGCCAAAAUGAGCGAUAUUUCCUAUGUGUACUACAGCGAUUUAAUCUUCUCAAUUGUGUUUUUGAUUUCGUCGGUUUACCUUACAUUUGGCGGGAGUUUUCGCUCCUUACUUUUUACCAUGGGACCCACGGCUAUCAGUGUAUUAGGCAUCGUAAGCGUUCUUUCCUUUUUACAAGCAAACACAAUUAUAUCACUUGACCAAUAUUUAAUACCAUGUCUGCUUUUCAUUUAUUUUGUGGCCGCUUUUUUCGUGUGCACGUAUUUACCAACAAUACUAAUGGCCGAAAUAAUACCAAUGAAAUACAAAGGUACCUGUCUAUUUUUAUCAAAUAUCAUCGGUUUUUUGAUUACGAAAAUUAGUAUUUAUGUAUUCCCUCAUCUAAUUGUAAACGUUAAAUUGUAUGUCGUCUUAAUUGUUUCUCUAAUCAUUGUUACAUUUUGUUUGUUGGUUCUGUAUUUUAUAUUACCCGAAACUAGAGGUAAAACUCUGAAAAACAUUGAAGAACGCAUCGUGAACAUUGGCAUUAAUAUUUGCUUUCAAAAUAUAGACUAUACAAUGGAUAAUGAGAAAUAUAUAUGUUAUCCAAAAUUGACAGACGGAAAUAAAUUCGACUGUUUCGAGUAACAGAGUUUUUCUUCUUAGUUUUUUUUACUGUUCGUCUUUUGUUGGCUAAAGGCAGAUUUAUAUUGUGUCAGUAACUAACGUCAGUGCACUACCGAGUCAGUGCUGACCUAGCAUCGCCAUCGUGUAAAUUGAUUUCUAGUCAGUACAGUACUGUCGCGUCAGUACUGACUUCAGUAUUCCCGCUUCAUAUUUUUCGGCGUCAGUCCGCUCCCCCCGCCACCCACGCCAGCGCUACUGACGCCGUGUAAAUGCCAAAGUCACUCAGUCCAUAGAUUAUAAACUUAAUAUAUUCGAGAAGUCAGUCGCUUCCGCUUUAUUGUACGGUGACCACGCUGCGUUGCACCACAUCACAAAGUGACGCGAAAAGUAAACGACACGGCGAACUUAAAGAUUAUUGCAACUAUACCGCAAUAAUGAAUGCUUGUGGAAUAAUAAAUCACAAAAUUAUAGGAAUAAAGAAAUGCGCGCAACAACAUUACAAAAUAUUGGCUGGCAAGGCGUCUCUCAUAAAUGUGUCUUGACGCUGAAUAGAGUUUGAUAACUUCAUAAGCAAAUCAUCAGUCUUUUGACAUCAUUGUCAAAGCCAGUUUGUAUUGCUGUCACCUAUCCAUCCUCUUACCCAAAUUCGCUUCUUUUUAGAUAUUUCUUCUAACAUACCAGUUAGUUCUUGCAUCAUCACAAAGGUACAUUUUUUCAACAAAUUAUUAACUCGUAAUUUUUCGUUGUUUUCGAGAAUUCAUUUUUCCACACUGACUUUACGAACGUGUGUACACCAUAAGAAAUAUCCUCGACUACUGACGAAAUACUGACUGCGUAUAAAUCGUAUGGGUCAGUUUUCGGCGCCAGCACUGACGUUAGUUACUGACUCAAUAUAAAUCUGCCUUUACGCACUACAAUUCACGGCCACUUGAUAAUAAACGAUUACCAAUUUUCAUAUAUAUAAAAACGUCAAUGCCGAAGCUUAUAUUGAAGCAUAAUUUCGAAUUGAAAACUAAGCCCCCAAAAUGUGAGAACAAUAAAUGCACAUCAUAUUUUACAGCCCACACGCCCGUGCGGUAGCAGACUUGUUCUGGAGUUCAGUAGGUUAGGGAUAAGCAUUUUAAAUUACAAUUUAAUUACAAUAUAAUAUAUACAAUACAAUACAAUACAAUAACAAUUUAAUUACGCCCACAAUUCAAAAGACGAGCUUCAGGACUCGUCUUGACGCGUAUUAGUGCAAUCUUGAUAUUGUAAUAAAAAUGUUUUUAAAUCACGUAAGUGUAGAGUUAGGAAUUCGUAAAAUGUAAAUUUAAAUGAAUACUAUUCAUCACUAAUGUAUAUUAUGUAACGGUAAAAUAUUUUAGUUAAUAAAUUAAUUAACCAAAGAACGCCUUUUUUAAAUUUCGUAAUAUCUAAAUUAUAAAAACUAUUGUAUUUAUUAA